Diprion similis is the source of this 1934-nucleotide messenger RNA. RefSeq lists its product as uncharacterized. Bases 528 to 1709 code for a protein of 393 amino acids. The record is from RefSeq and is a predicted model, not a curated record. NCBI's taxonomy places the organism in Eukaryota, Metazoa, Arthropoda, Insecta, Hymenoptera, Diprionidae. The transcript has 3 exons.
CAACCACGAAGGUACCCACCAGCGAGCGAGCACAGUGGACGGGCGGGCAGAUGCGUGGGCGGACGACUGUUGUCUCGUGGGCUGCUGCUGCUGCUGCAUCUCGAUCAUUGUUUGACACCGAGGGGAAACGAAACGUACCGGCUAACCCUUCGGAUACGACGGAACAGGGCACAGGUACGCGACGCUCGAUGCCGAACGACGACCGAUAGUGUUGACCCUGAAUUUACAUUGGCAGCUCGGUGGUGGCGGGGCGGGGGCGGGGGGGGGUGGGGGGUUGGAUAGACAAGACUGUCAACAAUCGGACCGGGGAGAUACUCUGGAAAGUCGAGAGCUCGCCUCGCACUCUCUUCAUCGACGACAUACUACCUGUCUUGUGUCUCGGACUAAGUCCACCUUGUUGCCAGGCUCGGCCUGGCCAUUUGCGAAUCAAAGGUGGAAGGACGAACGGACCGAGUGUGGCUACAAUUAGCCAGACAGUGCCAUGGAAGGCUGAGCGGCAGGAUGGUUGGUAGCGGCGGUGAGUCAGGAUGCGGGAGGAGCAAGCAGAAUGUCACGCUCGGGUCACGGGUCACGUGAGGGAUGUAGCAGAAAUGUGCUCGCGCGAUUCUGCGACCCUCCACCCAACCCUCACAAAAAAAAACGGAAAGAAUUCUUGUCCUCAGCAAAAUCGUCGUGGGCAGGUUUGCCUAGAAAAUCAUCUACUUCCAACACCCGGGGGACGCCUCAAAUUCUUUAAGGAUGGAAAGUUUAUAUUGGAACUGUCGCACAGGAGGGAUGGGGAACGUACCACAUGGUUCCCUGUGCCUAAAAAGACGUUUUGGCCCCCGGCCAGCACUACACCCCAUAGGCACGAAAGCUCGACGUCUCUCAGCGUGUCAGAUGACAAUUCGUCGGUACAAUCGAGCCCCUGGCAACGAGAUCAUUGUUGGAAGCAAGCAGUACCCAGGCGUGGCAUAUCUUCCCAGCUGAAUUUCUACUAUCGUAGAUGUCCGAAGAACCGAUUUCCCGUACACCCACGGCUGUUAGCCAAAAAACGGAGAAAUCCCCACGAUCCUGUAUCCCUAACUUUGGACACGGAUACCAUUGCCGUCGUUUCAAAGGUGACCCGUAAGAUGAAUGGUACUCUGCCUGGCAAAACUUUAGCAAUCGUUGUGGAUAGGUUGGCCCGUCUUUUGGAUCCCAACGUAGUAUCACCUCGUAAAAGAAUAUUGCGAGAACUGGAACGAGUUACAUUGGGUGAUCACGCUUCGAAACGGCGAGCAGCUGCUCAGGCGCCCACCAUCGCGGCGCAUCCCUCCUCUCCCAAGCAACUGUCAUCUUAUAGUAUAACCAGUAUUUUGGGAGAAGAUAAGCCCAGUGCAGAGCCAGGUUUCUUGCGAACCUUACUCAGGCCUGAAGAUAAGCAGGUCUUCAAGUAUUCCUUGAGCCACACCUACCCCAGGGUGCGUAUGGACAGUUACGUGGCACCAGGGGGGGCUACACAGAUCAACCAUCCCAUGUACGGGGUAUCCAUGCUGCCACCUGGGCCUUACCGAGCUCCAGCAUGGAUCCACUACCCGCCACCUGUCCACUAUCAGCCGCCUAUGCCUCUCUACGCACCAUCUCCAACCCGGCCACCACUAUCGAACGUUCAUCACUACAAAGACUACGGGGAAGAAACGCUAUCACCUUCAGAUAUGCCCCUGAACCUAUCAAAGCACGCAAGUUGAGUCUCAGAACAUGGUGAGCUGGUGCCUUAUAUUCGCAAAUGGAACUGAAUCACUGCGUAUCAACACUGCCUGUGCAACAACAACGUAAUUUGUAAGUGCUCUCCGUUUUUUUUCUUGUUCUUAUUUUAAACCUGCCUACAUGUACUACUCACCGGCUAGGUUUUACCUGAUGACUUGCGGUCCGUAUGAAAGUUUCAGAGCACAAUCAAUUCUUGGGUUUGAUAG